This is a messenger RNA of Hippoglossus stenolepis (Pacific halibut), 3355 nucleotides long. RefSeq names its product phospholipase A2 group III (gene pla2g3). Gene Ontology annotation, molecular function: A2-type glycerophospholipase activity. The transcript has 7 exons. Bases 81 to 1721 code for a protein of 546 amino acids. The record is from RefSeq and is a predicted model, not a curated record. NCBI's taxonomy places the organism in Eukaryota, Metazoa, Chordata, Actinopteri, Pleuronectiformes, Pleuronectidae. Gene Ontology annotation, biological process: arachidonate secretion; phospholipid metabolic process.
AGAGUGCAGCGACCAUCUGCUCCAGAACCUGAAGCCUCUCAGCAUCACUCACUCCGCCUCCGGUCCGUCAACGCGCCACCAUGACGCACAUCUCUGCCCUGGUCCUCCUAACAGCAUCCCUCCUGCUGUGGACGCCUGCACAAGCCUCGCUCCUCUGUGUCUGGACCAAAGUUUUGCCGAACGACGAAGUGCACCACAGCUUCCUCCGGCGGGACUCUGCAUCUCUGCGGCUGUACCACAGCGCCUGGUCCGGCGCGCGCACUCUGCUCGGCUGCGCUUGGAGCGAUGACGCAUCGGUGAUCCAGAACUAUUUGUCUCUGUGCGCGGAGAACACGCACGACUUCACCGAUCACCCGGAUUCAAAUGUACAUUUGAACUCCGUGUUCGGGGCCGAGGAGCAGUGCGUCUCUCUGGAUUCUCCAGGGGUGGAAGGAGUGGGGUGGCCCUCGGUGAACAGCGAUGGAGGUCUCCCCGAGGCUGGGAAGAGUCAGGGUCAGGAUGAGAGGUCAGAGGUCAGGACCCAUGUGCGUGUAAAGCGAGGUUUCAUUGUACCUGGGACCCUCUGGUGCGGCUCUGGAAACAAGGCGCUGUCAUUUGCUGAUUUGGGAGUUUUUUCGGACACAGACAGCUGCUGCCGGGAGCACGACCAAUGCAAAGACACCAUCCUGUCCUUUCAUUCUGAGUUUGGUGUCUUCAACACCAACAUCUUCACCAUGUCUCACUGUGACUGUGACAACAAGUUUCAUAGUUGUUUGAAGGAGGCGAAUGACAGGAUAUCUGAUGUGGUGGGAUACACCUUCUUUAACCUGCUGAAGAUGAACUGCUUUGAGUUCUCCCAUCGACUCCAAUGUCAACAGAGAAACUGGUUUGGAAUGUGUAAAGAGACUAAAAUGUCUCUGUAUGCUGAGGUCCAUCCCCCCAAAGUGUACGAGUCUACCAAUCCAACAGAGGCCGGCAUGAACAGCACCAUCGCCAACACCACCGCACCUGCAGAGUUCCUAGAGAGCAUCACGUCCCACCCACAACUUUCCUCCAUCACUGCUGCUGCUGCAUCCACAGUCCCUACACCUUCAACGAGGUCCCCCUCCUCCUCCCUCACUCCUGUUACCAAUGUCAACACCCCCACGGUCACAACCAUAUCAGAGAAACCUACUGGAUCAGUACCUGAGAGUAGAAACCAUCUGAGCACGCCACCCAUCCCAACCCAAACGGUGACGGAGGUGGACGCUACUAGCACAGGGAUGCAACUAUCGUGUGGUGUCUAUAAGGAUCUUGAUGAGUGCGGACACAAGAUCCUUCCUCAGCGAAUGAAAUAUGGCAUCUACAACCCAGAGCCCAGGACGCUGUACCACUGCAAUUGUACCAAAAGAUUAUUCCAGACUUUGGUUGAACAGAGACAACUGACCGAAGUACAUUCUCUUCUGCUCGGACGCGUGUCUGGAUCUUGCUUCCUCCCACAGGACUGCACAACAGGCAAAACCUGUACAGCAGUCCUGGUGAAGGCAGACCUUCCUCAGCUCGAGCAGAGGAGUGGUGCUGAUGUGGAGGAGCAGCGCCAUCUACAGGCAUUGCAACUGAAGGUCAGGAGGCCAAACACCAGGAUAGCUAAAAGAAAUGGCCGAGCUGUGAAGCUUCACAGACUGUGUCUCAGGAUGACUCGGCCCAAACAAAUGAACAAGAGCAGGACACCUGGUCAAACUGCUCAGCGGCCAGCUGUAUGAGGAAGAGAGCUUGUCUGAGAGGGAAUAUUAUGGAGACCCAAAGCUUCUGAUACUGAAUAAGAACAUAAGACAUCAUGAAGUAGAUAAUCAUAUAAAUAAAUACAUACAAAAUAUACAUACAACCACUAACUGUUUAUUGCAGGUAACUUUAUUUCAAAAUGUAACUACAAAAAGGCAAAUUUUUCUUAUUGUAAAUUUUACUUCAUGACGGCUCUUCAAAUGGGGCAGAGCCAGUUAUGUGAUUCGCUGAUUUGGUUUGAAUGACCCAAACAAAAAGGCACAUUUAAUACGAUUUUAUUGAACCAACAAUACACACCAUUCCAAAAGGUUAUAGGUUGAAGUGACAUGGUCCCAAGAUUUAUACAGAAAACAUAAAAACAGAAUCUGGAAAAGGAUUUUAAAUCUUAAAAACAAAAACUGCCCAAAUUGUAAAAGCAGCAGGGUGGAAUAUCACUUCAUAAUUAUGAGCUGAUUCACAGCUAUGCCCUGAUUAUUUCACAACUGCAUGGUCUACAUUUAUUCAUUUGAUUGCUUUAAAAAUCCUUAGACACGUUAACUGCACUGCACAUGUGGAGGCUGGAGGCAAUCCCAGCUGAGAGGGCACAUGUUUCAUCCUGGACAGAUACUCAGGGUGUCACAGGGUUGACAAAUGGAGACAAACGACCUUUUACACUCAUAGUCCCACCAAAGGCGGAUCAAUCUCACCCACACAGGCACAGGGAGAACGUACCAGCUCUGCACAGGAUGGCCUCAUGAUGUCUUGUUUAUUUAUCACUUGGGGUCCCCAGUUUAUGUUGUAGUAUUUUGUAUUUAUAUUGUAUCAUCAGGGAUGUGGUGAAGCUUAGCUUUCAAACUGUGAAACAAUUUUUUUCAAAAGCAUAAAUAUACUUUUGUCAUGUCAAAGCAGCAAAAGCAUAGGUGUAACUAAUGAUAUUAGUUAAAACAGCAUUUAAUUGAUUUGUGGCAGUUCAUAAGCCCUGGAUCCAUCAUUAGAGGUAUCAGACAUAUGCUUUUCCUGCAAUGACAAAUCCCGACAACUGCCAUAAACAUCUAUAGUGUUUCAUAUUGGUUGUUGUUAUGCUGAAUAUAUAAUAACAAGGAGGUCGAUGUUUAGUCCCCUUUUUAUGCACCACUGAGACUGUUCAACUUCCCCUUUAGCCACCAAUGAGGAUACUCAGGUCUCUCCUUAUUACUUCUGGGAGUGUUUGGUAGUUUUAACAUCUCCAGAGAUUGUUAGGGACUCUAAUGAUAUUCUUAAUAGCUUUAAAUUUGAAGUGUAAAUAUAAGUCUAGUUUAAAUUAAACUAUAUUAUUUUGUAUUUCCCCAUAUGAUGGAUAUUGGAUUUACACAGAAUACAACUUAAUAGUUCAAUGAAUAAAUAUAAAGUGAAAAACCUUUCAUGUAAUAUACGCUCACACUCGCACGUCAACCUGUGUGUCAGCUCUUGUUACUUGUGACUGUUUUAACUGUAUUAUUUGAGUUGUAGACUGAUGCACAUUAUGUUGUUAGCACCAUAAUGAAAAAGGAAAGUGUACAGGGGAACAAGUAUGUAAAUAUCUGUACAUAACACUUUUUUGAUGUGAGAAGGAAAUGUAUGACUGACUGAUUUAAAUGAAGAAUCUGACCAUUUUUAA